Molecule: messenger RNA, 3717 nt
Organism: Podarcis lilfordi (Lilford's wall lizard)
Lineage: Eukaryota; Metazoa; Chordata; Lepidosauria; Squamata; Lacertidae
Source: the annotation of a GenBank genome assembly
AUGACAACCGCAGGCCCUGUCCUUGGAGAGGAGAGAAACUCGGACAAGUUCUUUGAUUCGCUCGACCACGUCAUUGAUUUCCACGGGCAUAUUAUCGGCAUGGGCCUCUCCCCUGACCACAGGUAAGGAGGCGGGCGGGGGGGGCUGCCAACCAUAUGGAAGGAGGAGGAAGGGGAAAGCUCGUCUGAAGGGUAGGAGGCAGCAGGGUUCUUUUGCAGGCAGGAAUUCCCCAUGUGUCUUCCCCGGAAGCUCCAGGUAAAGGAGGGUUGGGUGGCAGGGAUGAGAAAGCCCCUUUGCCUGAGGCUGUGGGUGGAUACGGACCCUUAGCUCUUGCAGAAGACCCCCCAUCCCCAUUUGUCUCCAGAAGGCCCAGGCAAGUUCGGUCCCCAGUGGUAUCUGGGAAAGACCCUGCCUUGUUUCACACCCUGAAAAUUGAAUUGAAUUGAAUUUUAUUAUUAUGGUCGCAGACCAGUUCCGGCUCACUUACAAUAUCAGGAAAAUCAUAAAACACAACAGGAAUACAUUGAAUUGCAAUUGGGGAUAACAGAGACAAUUCAGAUAUAGCAGCAAUUAAAAAUAUAUAUUAAAUCUUGAUCACUAAACUAUAACCUAAAAUGGUCAUUUAAAACCUUAAUCAUUUUGGUAGUACAGCUUGUUCCCUAAGUUUUAUGGCAGACACACAGAAUUUGGAUCUCUAGAUCUUUGUCCUCUACCCGGAGUUUUAGACAGACACCCUGGAGAAUGUGGUCUUGGGAAGUUUAAAAGGGGAAAUCCACUCAUCCUUCAAACGGUUGGGAGAUUUGGGACAGAUCAAAGGAAGUCCUGCUUCGCACAGCGCCUAGUGAACCUGUGGAACUCCCUCCCACUGGAAGCAGGAUUGCCCACCGGCCUGGUCGGCUUCAAGAGAGGAUUAGGCAAAUUCGUGGAAGAGGAGAGGGCUGUCAGUGGCUGCUAACCAAGAUGGCUCUGCUCCGUCGGAGGCGGCCGUGCUUCUGAGGACCAGUUCCUGGAAAUCCCAGGAGGGGAAAGGGCUGCUCUUGUGCUCGGAUCCUGCUCGUGGGUUUCCCUUUGAGGCAUCCAGUUGGCCACUGUGAGAACUGGAUGCUGGGCAAGAUUGGGCCCCCUUUGGCCUGAUCCUGCAGGCUCUCCCUGCAUUCUUAGUCAUGGAAGGCGAUCUACUGGGGAGCAGCUUGCCAGAAAAGACAGCCCAGUCUCCAAGGGGAGGCACCCUCCCUGUGUCAGGUGCAGUAGCCUCUUCAGAGUGACAAGAACUUUAAAGAGCCCCCCCCCCCCCGUCACCACCUGUGCUGGUCACAGUCCUGAGCUUUAGCUAUUCUUGGCUGAAUGGAUGAAGCUGCCUUAUCUCAGGGGUCCAUCUAGCCUUGUACCACCUGCCCCAAUUGGCAGCAGCACCUCUUCAGGAUUGGGGGCAGAGAAAGGUCUUCUUCCCCCCUUAACUGCUCCCUUUCCUGGGUCAUGAGGAGGCAAGUGGGGGGGGGAGCCCAGUGAACCCCCUCUUCCAGCGUGGUGUAGUGCUUAAGAGCCGUAGUCUCGUAAUCUGGGGAACCGGGUUCGUGUCUCCGCUCCUCCACAUGCAGCUGCUGGGUGACCUUGGGCCAGUCACGCUUCUCUGAAGUCUCUCAGCCCCACUCACCUCACAGAGGGUUUGUUGUGGGGGAGGAAGGGAAAGGAGAAUGUUAGCCGCUUUGAGACUCCUCAGAGUGAUAAAGCGGGAUAUCAAAUCCAAACUCUUCUUCUUCUUUUUCCUCCCUGCCUUGCCUGCAGGUACUUGUACGUGAACAGCCGGGCCUGGCCCCAGGACUCUGUCAUUUCUGACCCUUUGCACCCGCCCCCCAUCGCCGAGGAGAUUGACCUCCACGUGGUGGACCUCAAGACCAUGACGGAGGCCCAGGGACCCUUGCGAGGCCACCGGGCGCACACUCCCAGCAACGACUUCUUCUUCAUAUUCUUGGAUGUCAGCAGAGACUUCGUGGCCAGGUGAGCUGCAGGAGGAGCUGGUCAGAGUCCUUUGGUCUGUGGGGUGGAGUGGGGGUCCGAACAGCACUUCCCUGCUCUUUCAGCCUUUCCCUCUGCUGCCCUCCCCUCAGCCGGAAUGCCCUUCCUCACCGCAGUGGCCUGCAGGCCGUUGCGAGAACCAGCAGUGGGGAAGUCCAGUCUGGCAUCUGAGCCCCCGGCCUGACGGACCCGCUUUACUGAAAGUGACUGGCCUUUGGGCUGACCCUCAAUGCAUCUCUCUCAAUGCAGGCUGCAGCUACAGAGCUCAUUGCAACAGCUUUUGUGGAUGCCUUAAAAAAAAGAAAGAAUUGUUGGAUUUAGUCCUCAUAGUCACAAGAUUUUGAGGCUGAGAACAUCAAUAACCGAAAGGGCUGUCUCUUCUCUUCUCUUGAGCAAAGGAGGGGAGGAGCUUCCUGGGACAGAUACUUGUAUAAAUUAAAUCAGGAGAUUGAUUGAUUGAUUGAUUGAUUGCCUUCCCUUCACCGCAAGAUCCCAGAGCAGUGUACAUCAUUAUACUGGAGUAGGAAAAUAAUGCCAAGAUAUUUCACAUCUGGCAACCAGUGCCCCACUUUUGUUGGGGUGUACAGUAUAUGAGUAGACAAGUCUGAAAAGCCCAGGACACAAUUUUUCACAGCCCUCUAGCGGCUCUGGUGCCUCAUUUACCAGAAGUUAGGUACAGUCGUACCUUGGUUGACGAACACCUUGCGAGUCAAAUGUUUUGGCUCCUGAAUGCCGCAAACCUGGAAGUGAGUGUUUCGGUUUGCGAACUAUUUUUGGAAGUUGAAUGUCUGACGGGGCUUCCAUGGCUUCCGAUUGGCUGCAGGAGUUUCCUGAAGCCAAUCAGUAGCUGCGCUUUGGUUUCCAAACGUUUUGGAAGUUGAACAGACUUCCAGAACAGUUUCCGUUUGACUUCCAAGGUACGACUGUAUUUAGCAUUAACUAUGGAAGUGUAUACUUCAUUCUGAACAAGCAAAGCUUCCUGAUUUAUAUUUUGCUCUUGGAGUCUUCGUUUGGUCAGAAUUGAGUAUACAGUUGCAGAACUAAUGCUAAAUACUUUACUUCUGGUCAGUGAGCCUACGGAGCUGCUAGAAGGCUGUGAAAUAUUAUGUCCCAGGCUUUUUAGACUCAUCUAAAAAUGUACUAUCUGAAACCCAAGGAGUGCAUUGGUUACCAGAUGUGAAAAUAUGGGCAUUAUUUUCAGCUCUCCUACCCCACUAUUAAAAACAGUUUAAAAACACCUUGCAACUGUAAAAACAAGGUGGAUCCUCACUGCAAGCAAGAUUUACCUGCCCCUGUAGUAAAAGGCCAUUUGCCAGACCUGGUACCAGCCACUUAGUAAUAAUACUGAGGACUAGAAUCUUGAUGUCUUCUGCAGCCGCUCAGUGGCGACAGCCUCUGCGGCAGAAGGCAAGUCCCCCCUUUGUUACGACCGUUCUCUCUCAUAUUCCUCGCAGUGGGGCGGAGGAUCACCACGGCUACGUCUGGGACCGGCACUACGGGAUCUGCUUGGCCAAGCUGCAGCACAGCGACGUGGUCAACUCGGUGGCCUUCAGCCCCGUGGAACAGGAACUCUUGCUGACGGCCAGCGACGACGGGGCCAUCAAAGUGUGGCGCUCCCCCCGCACUGUAAGGCUCCUUCAGGCUGAGAAGCCGCGGCCACAGAAGCUCUCCUUCUCUUGGGUCACGAACCGGAGGAGGUGA